AUGAUGACUGUUAGUAUGCCAUCAACUGCAUAUUACUCAUCGGAUGCGAAAAAUUCCUAUGCGCCUAUUGCAGCCGGACAAACAGCUCUUAUGGAACAACGCAGUGUAGGACAGUCAGUCAUGAAGAAUUCCCUUCUUCACAGGCCCCUGGAUGCUAACUCUUAUGGCUCCCAAUCACCCAGCAUCCCAAGCGCCAGUCUUAGCGCCGCAAUUGCUUCCUCGUUGUCACUAGGUGAAAAUCACCAAGGUCUUUCACGGCUUGAGGAUGUGCCCCUUGAAUUGCUCAGUAGGAACAUAUCCUUUCACCGCUCCCCAUCCGCACCUCUUGACGUCCUAAUAAAGUCGAGAAUCGAAAAGAUGCCCAACUCGCUUGUCCUGGUCAAUAAUAGCAAAACUGAAAACGAGGCGGUUUGUCCAAACCUUCGUGUCUACCAGCAGGAGGAUGCUCACGAGUACCUUUUGGGAAUUCUUUCGAAAAUGGAAGACGGCGUACUCGCGGCCUAUGGUAAAAUGCCCCGCGCCACAAUGGAUACCAACGUUAUCCGGCGGAUUUUUGGCGGAACUACACGAUCGGAGGGUGGUGUGCAUGUUGAAUUUUGCGAUUCAGCCACCGAAGACGGCAACUCCUCGCAAUCAGACGAGCAAAUCCGUAUCAAAAAACUUUCUUCUGAUGACGAAGACGAUUCUGCAGAGUUUGCUAGUUUGCGCACGCCGGCUUGGCGGAGGCUGUAG
Messenger RNA from Dibothriocephalus latus, 732 nucleotides. Lineage: Eukaryota; Metazoa; Platyhelminthes; Cestoda; Diphyllobothriidea; Diphyllobothriidae. The record is from the annotation of a GenBank genome assembly.